Messenger RNA from Cheilinus undulatus (humphead wrasse), 2158 nucleotides. It is a transcript of the gene notum1b, whose product is annotated as notum, palmitoleoyl-protein carboxylesterase b. Gene Ontology annotation, molecular function: hydrolase activity. Bases 304 to 1863 code for a protein of 519 amino acids. The transcript is spliced from 11 exons. NCBI's taxonomy places the organism in Eukaryota, Metazoa, Chordata, Actinopteri, Labriformes, Labridae. The record is from RefSeq and is a predicted model, not a curated record.
CUGAACUGAGGAACGUUAUUCAGGGACUUACGUGAAAUGACGCCUUUACUGGAUGAUCCCGGCGUAAGGACCAAAGUGAUGUUGGAAAUGCACGUGCACUUUCUCUGACUUUCUCCGACUUCCAUCCCUCGAAGAACCAUGGAGUACCGUAACUUGUGUUCAUUCCGCACGCCGUUCGCAAGUUUUCCAGAGGCUCUCGUGCGUCUUCAAAGGACUUUUAUCUUCUCUGAAGAUUUGUAGGAUAUGCUAAACGUUAACAUCCCUCGCACUCACUUCAAAGACAUCGUCCAGUAACUUUUAGACAUGCAGAGCCGCGGUGUGGUGAGAUCACCCCUCGGUCCCUCCGCUGUGCGCUCUUGCUUGCUGCUGCUCUUCAUCCACCUGAGCGCACCGGUGGAGGCGAAGAGAGCGCACGGAGGUCGAGCUCAAAGUCGACGGGUGCUUCAGCAGCAGCAGCAGCCGGCUCCGGCGUACAGGGAGCGCGUGGAAGGAGCAGAGAGCUUCCCUUUAGACUUUACAGCAGUGGAGGGUAACAUGGACAACUUCAUGGUACAGAUUAAGAACUUGGCGCAGUCUCUGUAUCCGUGCUCUGCGCAGAAGCUGGAUCAAGAGAUGAAGUUGGAGUUUUUGAAGAACGCAUCAGUGACCUGCAAUGACGGGUCACCAGCAGGGUAUUACAUCAAGCAGUCUAGAGGCAGCAAGAGGUGGCUGCUGUUCCUUGAAGGUGGAUGGUACUGUUUCAACAGGCAGACUUGUGACAGCAGGUACGAGACCAUGAGGAGACUGAUGAGCUCCACCAAGUGGCCAAAAACCAGGACAGGAACAGGGAUUAUGUCUCCUCAGCCAGAGGAAAACCCUCACUGGUGGAAUGCCAACAUGGUGUUUAUCCCAUACUGCUCCAGUGAUGUGUGGAGUGGGGCCACACCAAAGACAGACCACAGUGAUUAUGCAUUCAUGGGCUCACUGAUCAUUAAAGAGGUGGUGAAUGAGCUGCUGACGAAAGGUCUAGAAAACGCCAAAGUUCUUCUUUUAGCAGGAAGCAGUGCGGGCGGUACAGGCGUCCUGCUGAAUGUGGACCAAGUGGCAGACCAGCUGAAGUCACAGGGACACAGAGGCGUGCAGGUGCGGGGACUGGCAGACUCUGGAUGGUUCCUGGACAACAAACAGUACAAAUUCAUAGACUGUAGGGACACCAUCAGCUGUGCCCCCACAGAAGCCAUAAAGAGAGGCAUCAGGUACUGGGGCGGUUUGGUGCCAGAGAGCUGCAGACAGGCUAACGUUGGAGAGGAGUGGAAUUGUUUCUUUGGAUACAAAGUUUACCCCACAUUAAAAAGCCCGGUGUUUGUGGUGCAGUGGCUGUUUGAUGAGGCUCAGCUAACUGUCGACAACAUCCACCUGACGGGGCAGCCAGUGCACGAGGGUCAGUGGAGGUACAUCCAGAACCUGGGACAGGAGCUGAGGAGCACACUGCGUGAUGUUCCGGCGAUGUUUGCUCCGGCCUGUCUCUCACAUGAACUUAUCACUAGAACCCAUUGGAUGGACAUUCAGGUGAAGGGCACCUCCCUGCCUAGAGCCCUCCACUGCUGGGACCGCAGCCUCCAAGUUAUCAAGCAUGCCAACGGUAGUCACCACCACCAAAAGCACAGAGCCCAGCCCAUGAGGGGCUGCCCUCUACAUCUGAUAGACAGCUGCCCCUGGCCUCACUGUAACCCCACCUGUCCGACCAUCAGAGACCAGCUGACGGGCCAAGAGAUGAGUGUAAUCCAGUUCCUGAAGCACUUGGGCUUUGACGUGCAGAAGAUGGCUCAGCAGCAGGGGAUGGACCCCAGGACGCUACUGGGCAUGCUCAAUAACGGAAACUGAGUACAUUUCUGUGUUUAGACUGGAGAGAGGUGAUGAACAUGAACAGAAGACAAGAUGCACAAAACUAACAAUACUUCUGAGCAGUGCCAUCCACAAAUGACAAAUGUGACUUAACUCCAAAGUGAUGAGCUGAGGACAAAUACAUUCAAACCAGAGUGCUGGAAUAGUUCUAAUAUGACCUACAGGAUCAAACGCUCUAUGCCUUAGAGUGAUAUAUACUGUAGAUAUGCUAUUAUUGUGGGUGGACACAUUACAAUGAAAGAUGUGUAUAUUAGGAAAAUAAGUUGUAUAAUAU